UAAUUACCACUCUCUAUCAUUCAAUCCUCCCCCAUGGGAAGCAUGAAGGUGCAUCAGUUCGCACGUGGAUUCUGGGAGCACGAACCCUCCCUCACGCUUGGCUGCAAGCGUUUACGCCCUCUUGCUCCCAAGCUGGCCAACAGUGACAGUGUCGCUGCUUUCGAUCUCAAGAGCUUCAUUAGACCUGAAAGUGGCCCCAGGAAGCUUGGAUGCUCUGAUGAUAAGAGAGAUUCACCUCAGGUGGAAACACAUCCAGGUGGGACGCGGUGGAAUCCAACCCAGGAACAGAUUGGGAUCUUGGAGAUGCUGUAUAAAAGUGGAAUGCGCACUCCCAAUGCACAGCAAAUAGAACAAAUCACUGCACAGCUUGGAAAGUACGGGAAGAUCGAAGGCAAGAAUGUGUUUUAUUGGUUCCAAAACCACAAAGCACGGGAGAGACAGAAGCAGAAGCGCAACAGUUUGGGUCUCGGCCACUGUCCCAGGACUCCCACAUCCAUAACUACAAUAACCUUGGAUACCAGGGUGGAAGUGGGAAGAGAAGAAGAUAGUCCAAACAAGAGAAAGUGUAAGAGCUGGACGUUUGAAACGGUGGAAGAAAAUAACAGAUACUACAGAGAGGAGGGAGAUAAGACUCUGGAGCUUUUCCCGUUGCACCCGGAAGGCAGAUGAAGGGGUUUGAAAAUUUAAUUUAAACUCUGUUUCAUUGUGAUCAAUUUGCUUUCAUGUGCUUUUCCAUGUUUUUCUCUCUUUGUUUGGGGAAAGAAGAAAGACAAGUUGUUUCUUUGUGGCCUCCUGCUUAUUAUUCUUGACUUGAAACCAAAGUGCUUUGUCACUCUUUAUUCGAUUUCUGGAGGUGAUUCCUUUUGACUA
Messenger RNA from Vitis riparia (riverbank grape), 870 nucleotides. Its product is annotated as WUSCHEL-related homeobox 4. The record is from RefSeq and is a predicted model, not a curated record. Gene Ontology annotation, cellular component: nucleus. The transcript has 3 exons. Gene Ontology annotation, molecular function: DNA binding; DNA-binding transcription factor activity. The coding region runs from base 34 to 669 and encodes 211 amino acids. Lineage: Eukaryota; Viridiplantae; Streptophyta; Magnoliopsida; Vitales; Vitaceae. Gene Ontology annotation, biological process: cell division; procambium histogenesis; phloem or xylem histogenesis.